Penaeus chinensis is the source of this 3423-nucleotide messenger RNA. RefSeq names its product plexin-B-like. Gene Ontology annotation, molecular function: semaphorin receptor activity. Gene Ontology annotation, cellular component: semaphorin receptor complex. Lineage: Eukaryota; Metazoa; Arthropoda; Malacostraca; Decapoda; Penaeidae. The transcript has 3 exons. The record is from RefSeq and is a predicted model, not a curated record. Gene Ontology annotation, biological process: regulation of cell shape; motor neuron axon guidance; sensory neuron axon guidance. Bases 16 to 1455 code for a protein of 479 amino acids.
GACAACACACCCAAAAUGCCACAGUAUCCGGACAUCAACAAACCCUAUUCACACAACAUUCGAAACCCUAUUUGCACAUCCCAAACCCUAUUCGCACAACAUUGCAAACACUAUCCGCACAACAUUCGAAACCCUAUUCGCACAUCCCAAACCCUAUUCGGACAACAUCCCAAACCCUAUUCGGACAACAUCCCAAACCCUAUUCGCACACCAUCCCAAACCUUAUUCGCACAACAUUGCAAACCCCUCGCUAACUUGCACAAUCUCUCCCAUCCGUUGCAGAGCGUGGCCGUCGUGGGCGAGGACGGCGAGAAGGCUCAGUGCCGCGUCCUGGACUGCGACACCAUCACGCAGGUCAAGUCGAAGAUCCUGGACGCCCUCUACCGCAACACACCGCAGUCCCUCCGACCCUCCGUCCACGAGGUCGACCUUGAGUGGCGCCACGGCCGCAACGGCCACCUGAUCCUCGCCGACGAGGACAUGACGACGAAGGCCGACCCCAGCGGAUGGCGGCGCCUCAACACCCUGGCCCACUACGGCGUCAAGGACUCCGCCCUCAUGGCCCUCGUGCCACGCCCACACGACCACCACGCCCUCAACAACGCCAACUGCAGCACUAAGUGUAAUAAUUGCGCUGGCUACGGCAUGCCGGGGUCGGGCAGCCCCGUCAGCCACUGCGGGGACGUGGAGUCGGGCAACGUGGAGGCUAACGCCUACCACCUGGUCAAGCCGGUGGACCACGACUCGCCGUGCAGGGGCGGCGAGAGGACCCACAAGGCCAUCCCGGAGAUCUUCCUCACCAGACUCCUCUCCACCAAGGGCACCGUCCAGAAGUUCGUCGACGACUUCUUCAAAACCAUCCUCACGCCCAACGAGACGCUCCCGCCGGCCGUCAAGUGGCUGUUCGACUUCUUCGACGACGCCGCCCGCCGCCACGGCAUCGUCGACCCGGAGGUGUCGCUGGCGUGGAAGUCGAACAGCCUGCCCCUCCGCUUCUGGGUCAACUUCAUCAAGAACCCGGACUUCAUCCUGGACGUGCACAAGAGCGCGACGGUCGACUCGUGCCUCUCGGUCAUCGCGCAGACCUUCAUGGACGCCUGCUCGACCACGGAGCACCGCCUGGGCAAGGACUCGCCCUCCAACAAGCUGCUCUUCGCCAAGGACAUGCCCCAGUACAGGGCGACGGUGCGGGCCUUCUACCGGGGCGUGCAGGACAUGCCUCCCGUCACGGACCAGGACAUGGCCGCCUACCUGCACCACCUGAGCCUCACGCACCUGGGCCAGCUGGACGCGCGCCCCGCCCUCCAGGAGCUGUUCCAUUCCUACGUCACGAGAUAUUACGCGCAGAUUAUUGAGACUCUCGAGGUUGACCCCGAGUGUAGAAGUCUACACUUAGCGCACAAACUGGACAAUAUUAUGUGCACGAUAAACGGAGAGCCCACGUCCAUGUGCUGAGACCCCCCGCCGUCACAACCCCCCCUGAGAGUGCUGAUUGCGCGCUGGCCGGGAGGGUCUCACCGCGCAUGCGCCAGUCCCCGGUGGUUGCCUUCUAUAAGACUUUAAACUCUCAUUGCUGUUACUUACAUGCCUAGUUCCUAGCCAAAGAGUAGGUGUAUGAUGAAUAGAAAAAAGCGACUAUUGUGUUGGAUUCGUUGUUAUGUCUAAAAAAUAAAGAGAAAAUAAAAAAACUUUUCAUAACACUGCAUGGUUCCUUCCAGUUGUUAUGAUUUUUAUUCAACGACGAGCAUUCGUUAUUUUAGAGUUGUGUCUGUGUCUCUCAUCUGCUGUACUUAAUCAAAUGUCUGUGAUUUUAAAGCGUAGAGCAUUCCGGUUGAUCAGAGGUCGCCGCUGUGGCUUGCGUCGGGGGCCAGCGAGCGAGAGGCGAGUGGCCGGGCGCGCCGAGAAUCACAAGCGUCACUCCGGAGGCCCCGAGCGAAGCGCUCCAUCCGGGAGAACAGCCGAAGUCUAAAUAAGGAUAAGGAAGUGCGUGAACGACAGAAACGACGUGGAAUUCGACGGUGUGGUGUGUUAGUUUUGUGAAAGAAGAUGAAAAAGGAAAAAUGGCGUUACUUCUUAAGUGUUAAGGGUCGAGUGAAACUCCUCAAGAACCUUUUUUUUUUUUUUUUUGUAAGUCCAAGUGGCCUGGCGAGUGCUGCCCCGUGUGCUGUUCCAUCGAGCGCCCCCCGCCCUGUUUUCUACCGGCUGUUCCGCAGAGCCUCCACGAGGCAACGGGCGCUCGGGGACCGCCGGCCUCGCGCCCUCGUUGUGUUCUCGAGUCGAUGAUUUGUACGCUUUCAGCCCCACGGCUCGCAAAGUCCGUGACGUCACAGCAGCUUUGCGCGCCCGGGGGCUGACGUCACGCAAGCUAAUGAACACCAGCCCUGGCCCGCUCUGAGAGGGCGGCGCCAGGGAGCCACUGUAGAGUGGUCACGUGCCAUGGACAAACGCAGAUAUUUAUCUACAAGGAGGAAGAAGUUGGGAGAAAGAGCAACACUGUAGGGAGGAAGAUACGAGUGCGGCGGCAGUUUGGUGUCAAGGUUGGCUCCGGCGCCGAAGGGCCGUCGGCGAGCCUCGCCCGCGGGAGGUCGAGGCAUUCCACGAGGAGGAGGAGCAGGAGGACCAGGUGCCCUUCGAGGCCGAGGUUGACGUAGAUCCUCGAGGACAACUGUUAUAUAUGUCAGUGUUGUAUGUAUAUGUGACUUUAAAACACACUGAGAAGUGAAUCAAACAAGUGUUAGAGACGUUAGAAAAAAAUCAUCUGUACUCAAGUCUUUAAAAAACCGUAAAUAAAAUAAAUAAAAGAGUGUUAUCGUCCCCCGUGGUGGCCGAGCUGCCGUCAAACUGUUGCUGUUGCCGCUGCUGCUGCUGUGCUGCUGCUGCGACGAGGUGCAUACUUUCCGUAACCAAAUGAUGCUACAGACUCUUCGUCCCACACCUCCCACGCUCCUUCGAAGCUAGUCAUCUUUGUCCAUGUCCCAGCUUAGUAUUACACCAGCUUCACGGAAAGAGAGAGGAAGACGUCAGGAAGGGAAGAGAGGAGGAGAGAGGAUGAAUAAUAAUAAUGAUAAGGAUGAGGGUGAUCAAUGUAGAGGAAACCUAACUGAAUUUUUAUGAGAAAAUGUCCCUUUUUUUAAAUUGAAUUGGUUAUAUCUCUUUGUUUUUCUUUGGCUCUCCUCUCCUCUCCGCUUCCUCCUCCUCCGCCAGGCGAUUAUAAACGAAACUAAGAGACGUGACUUUCUCUUGUCGAUCCCUGGAGCGGUGGGUGUAAUGUACGCGACACGUUCCGACACUUUUUCACACGUUAGCUUGCCGACCUUUUUUUUCUACAUUUUUUUGAAAGUUAUUUUUUUGACCGUAGCCAGAGACAUGAUCCAAAAAAAAAUAAAAACAAAAAACAGCUGCAAUGACCGACACUCAGUGCAU